Bombus pyrosoma is the source of this 7762-nucleotide messenger RNA. RefSeq names its product Kruppel-like factor 2. Gene Ontology annotation, biological process: regulation of transcription by RNA polymerase II. Gene Ontology annotation, molecular function: RNA polymerase II cis-regulatory region sequence-specific DNA binding; DNA-binding transcription factor activity, RNA polymerase II-specific. The transcript is spliced from 5 exons. Lineage: Eukaryota; Metazoa; Arthropoda; Insecta; Hymenoptera; Apidae. The record is from RefSeq and is a predicted model, not a curated record. Bases 3378 to 4982 code for a protein of 534 amino acids.
GAGUGUAGAGAGUCAGUGAGCUAAGCUAGACAGCUGGGAUCAGUCGCGCUUUGGGCGUGAGCCAGUCAUAAGCAAAAGGCAGAGAGGUUGAUACGAGGGUAAAGAAACAGGGAAAACGAGCGAGCGAGCGAGUUGACGAGGAAAACAGAGAUCGAGCGACGUUGGUGCCGGAGCGGGGUGGGGUAGAGAUAGAGAGCGUGAGCGAGAGGAGGAGAGAGCCAGGAGCAUGGUCUGUGGACUGUGGAGGGCUGCGUUCACCGGGCAGUUACUCCGGAACCGUUGCCUUGACGACACGCAUCCGCGCAUGCGCGUAUGCAACGCUACGGGUGCACCACGAUCGCGUCACGAGCACCAGUUGCGUUCGCCACCCUCACCUUCCUCGCUAUUACAAACUUUUCUCCACCUCUGUUGUUAUCCCCCGGCCUGCUGGAACCAUCGCUACCAUUAUAUCCGUUACACCGCUAGUGUCUCGCAACCAUUGCUCAUUGUCUUGCCCGCUGCCAUUGUUCUUCCUUCCGUUGUCAUCGUUGUUACUGUUGCUACCACCACCCACCAUCGCGUCACCACCACCUCCACCACCACUGGUACCACUCUGCCGCGUUACAGGUUGCCACUCUUGAUGCUGUUAUCGUCGUUUCCCGGUCUCUCGUUAUCUUUCUCGUUAUCAUUCGCAUCUUCCGUGAUCGUUUCAUUCAGCGAUAUUCUACGACUUUCCUAUUCUCAUUCUCAGCCUCUUUCAACGUUAGCGUUCUUUUUUCUUGUAAUUGCACGAGCAAAGAGAGAUAUUACUCGAAGAGAGAGCACCCUGUAUUCGUAUUAACCGAAGGGUAUGCGUACCGUUCCGAACAGGGAACGUUGUUUACACAUGUUUAUGCGUGUUUUAUUACGCCGCACCGUCGACGCGGUCGUCGUUGCGUUUCCUUUGAAAAGUUCGACACGGAUAGUUUAGAAGCUACUAGGUACCUACUGUUCCAUUUCGAGAUUACCCUCUACCUUCCGGUGAUUGCAUAGCUCGACCUUCGAUUCCUCCAUUUCACUGUUUUCUCCUUCCCCGACUGCGCCGUCGCCACCACUACCACCACCUUCGUUGUUACCACCACUUCCGUCACCUCCACCAUUUCCACCACCAUCACCACCUCCGCUACUACCACCUCCAGCUUCAUCUCCACCUCCAUUUCCUCCUCCUGCUGAUUUUCCCUCUCCUAUUCUAUCGCAUUCUCCACCUCUUCCUGUUCCUUCUGCGCGGUUCGCGCAUACCCUUACUACGAGCGGCUGGCUGUCAUGCGUCGACGGUGCUUCUGAUAAGGCGCGACCGUAUCGGACCGUUCUUGUCGAUAAUCCGUGAUCGACUCGUCAACGUUCUGUUUGCUCACGGUUUGCGUCGACUCUUUCGUAUCAAAUCGCUUGAUUUCAGUGAUUUUACGGUGGACCGUGAAAUUUUUCACGAGGCAAAUUCUCCGAUAGUUUCUGCUAGUCGAUUGGUUCGCGGGACAAGCAGCGUAGAAAUUUACUCUACGAGCGUUGCCCGAUCGAUUCGCAACGUCGAUGCUCUAUUUAUCGUUUCGUGCAACGCUGUCGUCCGAUCGUUCAUCGUACGUUCCUCAAAUUUUGACCAACGAUCGAGUGUGUCGCUGUCACAGCGAUAAGAAGAAUCGGAAAACUAAGACGGAGAAAAGGUGGUUUGAGAAGGAAGCAAGGGAAAAUCGAAAAGUGAGAAGACACCCCUGGGUGAUCGAUUCGGCUGUUGAUGUAUGGUGACCGUGACCGAGAGCGGGACCGGGACCGGGACCGUGACUGUAACCGUAAUUGUGACUGUGACGUCAAAUUUUGGUGUAUUUCGAUUGAAAAGGAAAAGGAAAAGACAACUGGCUGGUGUUGAUCGAUGUUUCAGCGUGAACACGUAACGGCGAACGAUCGUAAGAAUAUUAGCGAGAGUUAGUGGAGGAACCACGAGUGCACUGCCGUUCGAUGUUUUGCUGUCGUCGCGAAACCUGCCGCUGUACUUUAACGUUGGAAAAAGCAGCGGCAGGUCGUCGUCGUUUUUGUUUGAGUUUCUUUCGGAGAGCAUGAUGCGAUAUUAUAUAGCAAACUGUGGAAACUCGAGCCGAAUCGAUUCGUCAACAUAGUCCACACGAUAGCAGAACGAAAGGUCAGGCCGUACCUACGACCGGAGAAACGAGAAGGAAGAGAAAGAAAGCAAGUGGGAUUAGUUGCGUUUAGUUAAUUCGAAGGAAAUAAUCGGCGAAAACAUGGAAUUCCUUUGGACAACUCGACACGAUUACUCGUUGCUGCUGGAACGCGCCGCUUUUGCUCUCUACUUUCAAAUCAAAUAAGAUUAAUACCUUCGCUGUCUUUAAUUAAAAAAGGUUACAAAGACGAAGGAGAUGAUUCUUUGGGAACGUUGAAGUCGACGUUGAUCGAUAAACACGAUAGACUGGACACGAUCUCGCCAAGAGUACCGCGAAAAAUGACGUUGCGUGUGAUUACUCGAAACGAUCGUCUAACUUUUGGAUUCGCGACAGAGGUGAGAAACGGAUGAUCGUUUUCGAUGUAGAACCGAUGCGACUCGAAUAGCGGUGCGAGUUGCGUUUGCAUUUCGUAGGAAUAGACGCGAUUCACGCGUGUAUAGCGAUCGAGGGUGAACCGAAAGACGAUCCGAGAUUAAUCGCGGAGCAUGAUCGUCCAGGAGGAAGACGCAAGGUUAACUACGCUAACGCAUUUCAAAAGUUUCCAAGCAUCGUCGACGACGUCUGACGAGCAACUCUGUCGAAAAAUCGCAACGUUGCGGGAUAAACGAGAAGAGCGAGCCGCAACGUUUCGUUGAUCGGCUGUUCGUUAUCGGACGCGAGGAAUCAGCACAAAGGAAAGAAACAAGGCGUUUGACCGGCGCAUACACGACGGUUUGUUCCCGUGGUUGUUCCUCUCUAUGUUGGAUCGAAUCAGGGCGCAAAGCCGCGCGAUCGUCAGGGCGAAAGGUUGGUUGAUUCGGUAUAGUGUCGAGGGCAUCGAAUAAUCAACGUCGUUGUCUUCAAGAGAAAGAAAGGAAAAUCAGCUGAUAGCGAGGGAAGCGUAGCGUGACAAUAGUUGGUGUUUGUCGGAAGCGAAAGAACGAAUAAGAAGUGGAAAAAGGACGUUGAUCACGAGGUGGAUGGUUAAACCUCGGUAGGUCGCCAGUUCGGGAACAGACACAGUCUGGAACCAGAAUCAGGACCAGAGUCGGAGCCAAAGUCACAGGAAGAGACGAAGCUUGAGUCAGAGUCUCGAAGUCAGAGUCAGAGUCAGAGUCAGAAUCGGAGUCAGAGUCAGAAUCGGAGUCAGAGUCAGAAUUAGAGUCAGAGCCGGAGCAGAAACGUUUCUACGAUUCUCCGCCACCACGAAUGGACGUGAGCGUGUGCUGCUUGCCCGCCAGUGCCGGCUCGGGGGCCCAGCACCCUCAUCCAGCGAGUUUGCCUUCCGGCGGACAGCCGACGAUUCAACCACCCUAUCAAUAUGCCGAUCAGAUAGUACCGGAUCGGGGUCAACCCGACGGAUUGCCGGUACUCGGUUGUACCGGUCAGGAUAACUGGCAGCAGAUCUCCUCCGCUUCGAACGUCGUUGGUGCUGUCACCGCUGCCGCCGCCACCACCACCACCACCACCUAUAUCGAUUACUCCUGGUUGCAGAUGCAGAAGGCGGAGGCGCGUUCGAGAGGAAAGCUUCAACACGAUCGUUUUAAGAGGAGGGAGGCUCCUUUUAACAUACAGCAGACAUCGGACCUGGACACUUUGCUAUGUAGACAGGAUCUCGACCGACUGCAGAAGCUCGACGAAGAUGACCCGGAGAAGGAGCCGAGGGAGUCCUCGGUGCAAAUGGAGGACUUUUUCGAGGUUGGUGGGCCGGUGUGUCGACCGCAGGCGAGCUUCGUCUCGUCGAGGAGUCAACCCGCGGGAAACGACGACGACGUGUUCCUCAGGCCGCCGCUCUGGGAGGAUAUUACCUCGAGUAUACAAAAACUGGACCCGGAGAACGCCGACAUGCUGGGCUCGCAGUCGCACGUCAAAAUGGAGACCGACGACGUCUCGUCGCCGGUAUUGUCGCCUGUCGAGAUCAAAACCGAGCCGCUACCUCCGCCACCGACCUUGCACCUCCUCGAAGGACCCGCUUCGAACUCGGUGUCGGGCUACGCGAACGGUCAUCCGAACCCUCCAACCGGCCCGCAAGUCGUCCAUCACCGGACCGCGCCUGCCGCUUUCAAGACUUUUCCCCCUAACAACAACAACAACAAUAACAACAACAACAACAACAGCACGAGCGCCAAUAACAACAGCACCGGUACCGCCAACAACGCCAAUGGCAACGGUAACAACAACAGCAACAACAACGCCAAUGCGAACGGUAACAGCAACAGCAGCAACAAUAACGGUACCGGGAACAGCAACAACAAUAAUAACAACAACGACUCGACGACGACUCACCACGGAGGCGGGAAUCAGAUCGGUGGCAGCGCGACGUCACCGCUCUACGGCUCGAUGACUAGGUUAAUGUACAUUUCCCCGCUCACGCCGCCGAUUUCCGAUCCUGGAUCACCGAUAGGGGCUCCACCGAGGCGGACGCCGCCUCCACCCUAUCCACAGCCGUCCAUUAUGAAUGCUCCUCAUAGGAUUCAGGCACCGAGCAUCACCACGAAAUUCAACAGGCGAAACAAUCCCGAGCUGGAAAAGAGACGCGUUCAUCACUGUGAUUUCAUAGGUUGUACAAAGGUCUACACGAAGAGUUCGCAUUUAAAGGCGCAUCAGCGGAUACACACAGGUGAAAAACCGUACCAGUGUCAGUGGCCAGAGUGCGAAUGGCGAUUCGCCAGAAGCGACGAAUUAACUCGUCACUAUCGAAAGCACACCGGUGCGAAGCCCUUCAAGUGUGCCGUGUGCGAGCGUUCCUUCGCCAGAAGCGAUCACCUAGCACUCCACAUGAAACGGCAUCUUCCGAAGCAGCACGCCAAGUGACCAUACCGCUCUUCCGAGAUUCCAUCUCCGUCUCCGUCUCCGUCUUCGUCUUCGUCUUCGUCGAACGACUCUUCGAGUGUACGCGUUCCUAACUAUGCCGAUCUCUUCGAGCCUCUCCCAGAUUACCAGGAAGAAAUUUGCAAACUUAACUCUUUCUUUUAAUCCAGCUCGAAUUCGAGUAUUGGGCCGAAAAUCCUUGGAGAGUCUCUAUGCGCGUUUCUCUUAUUCCUAAUUAUAUUUUCGUUCGAACUGAUUUCGCGAUAUUCCGAGUCGUCAUCGUUAUUUUCUGUUAGAUUUUCGUGGACAGUGAUUGGAAAGUAAUCGUAUAAACAAACGAGUGUCGUGGCUAACGAAGAAUCUUUGAUUGAAUCUUUCGCUGACUUCAACGAUGCGUGAGACGACGAGAAGGGUUUCGAUAGUUUCGGUCGCUGCUUUUUACGAAUGCUAAUCGCUUCUCUCGAUACACGAUAAUCGUCGAGAUAAUAGCUUAUUUACCGCUCGUGAUUACGAAUACGUUACCGUGUUUGUUCGCCCGAUACGAUGAAAGGCAUACACGCAGUUACGAUCGUAGUGGCUGGACCACUACCGCUCUACUACGUGUUUUCUGCUGUUUCAAGAUAGUCGUUUUUAAAUAAAUGUUAACGAUAAAUAUAAAUUGCAUUUAGCGCUGAGACUUUAGAUUUCGAAAGAUUCGUCGCAUUGCGAAGUUUCGUCCGUUGCCCGAACUGCGCCAUAGACGUAAUAAAAACAAACGAAAUGUCAGGUACGUAAUUUGCAGAUUCGUAUAUCUAUCGACGUUAGAGCGAACAUUUCUGUCUCAAAUUCUCUUGAAAUGCGAGGUAAAUCUUUAAUUGGUAACGUUCAUUGACGUGGACGACUCGUGAGUAAAAUCGUCUAAUUUUAAUUCGGCCUGCGUUCUAUGGUUGAAAGUUUUCGACAAUUCCACCUGUCGCUAACGAGCACGUUCCGAUUUACUACGAUAUAUUUAUGUAGAUCGUUCUACUUUCGGCCGUAUAAUUUACAAUUUACAGGACUCGUUGACGCGUAAAAUAUCUUCUUCUUGAAAUCCGAUGUUCGUGCAAAGGUCAACUGAGCACGCGUCGUUCAACCGACGAGACGACAUUGCAGCAGAAAUGUAAUUUUUCGAGAAUGUGAGUAAUUUUGAGCAACUGUAUCGUUAGAAUGUUCGUCGGUAAUAGAUAUUAAAAUUCCGUCUAUUUCGUUCGUGCGAGGCGAACGAGUAAAUCGAGCAAACGUUCGAACACGGAGCAAUCAGACGUGAGAAAGGCUAAAUUUUUUGCGAGAACGGCUGCUGCCAGCAGUAUAAUGGCAUCUAUUUUGUACUAAGCUAACCACAGUAGCGAGGGAGCCGAUUGCAAGAGGACGCAAACGUCGAUAAGAAUGCGCAUAGAAAAUUCUCCGCUCCGAAGAAAGCGUUAAUUUAUUUGUUUGUGUACAUAAUGAGGAUAUGUCUAUAAUGAGUUAAGUUGAGAAGUGGUUUGUUCACUGGUGAUCUUUUUAUCGCGAUUUUCCGUCGCUCGCGUUCAUUUGCAUCGAAUCCCCUCCGUUCCGCAACGAGGAGAGUCAAUCUAGGUUUUGUCGAACGAUCGCUAGAUCCAUAACCAUGCUCUCGAUACGACUUACGCGAGAAGAGUCGAAUUAUUAUAGUGAUGCCUUAUGUACAAAUUCGUUUAGGUACGUUUCGUCUACGUAUAUGUGUAUAUUAUAUGUAUGUAUAUGUAUAUUGUAUACGUUAUAAGUAUGUACGUAUGCACAUGUGUAUGCAUAUAAAUAUAAAUAUACGUAUAAUCGUCGAAAACUGUCACGCCGCAUUCUUUGCGGCUAAAAGGUCUAUGCACUUUUAUGUGUGUAUACGUGUAAAAAAGCGAUGCAUAUCCAAUACGUAUGUAGUUAGUGUAAUAUUAUCUGUAUAAUAUGCGAUUUAAAUAUUUGAACCGGUAACUUUCGCGUCGAUUCUGCGAUUUUAUCUUAUUUACAUUCGCGAAAAAUGGUACACGUAAUAUAUACAUACGUAGAUACGAUAGAUAACAAAACUACGAUUUUCCUUAAUCGUGAGUUAAAAACGAAAAAAAGAGAUUUUCGCGAAGCAAUGUAAUAUCUUCCCUUUUGUUCCUCGUCGUGUUUUUUUGAUCUCUAUAUUCUUUUCUUUUUUCCUUCCUUCCUUUCUUUCUUCUUAUUCGGCUAUCCUAAGUGAAAUGUGAAAGGCUAACGCACAACUAGUUGCAAAAACGUACGUAUUAUAACAAUUAUUCUAUGAUUUACCGUUUUCUGCUACGGAAACAACUAUAAAUGUUUGCGUUUAACUUAAAAAUGUCACGUUUCGGUUUCCAAUUACUUCCGAUUUUGCCUCCUCUUUUAUUCGAAAGUACUAUUUGAGAAACAACAAAUUCACAAACGUAUAUAAAUAUUCACGAAUCUAUGCUAUGAAUUAUGCUAACACUCUUCGAGAUAAAGGGUUAAAUCUGCUUCGCGACUUUUUAACCCGUAUUACCUCAUUUUUUCGGCACUCUUCUUCCAUGUCUGAUCGUCGAUCAAUCCGUUUGCUAGGCCAACAUUAAUCUUAACACAGAUAUACCUCAUUUACCGAAAUAGAAAAUUCAAGGCUGUUGUGACGAAAUUUCACGCAUUUUCCUACACGAUUUCCUAGAAUUUUGUUCAUAAUGUUUGUAAAUCGCUGUAAUUUGUGUGUUGUGUAAUUUAAAUAUAUCACGAUAUAUACGUAUUAUAUUAUCGCAAAUAAACGCGUUUAAUUAUCCGCA